AUGUACGCUUUGCCUACUGGUACUGAGGGUGACUGCUACCUGUGUGUGCUGCCCGACCCAGGUAUAGAGGCCGCUGCUCUAGGUGCUAGUGCGUUUGCUCUCUUUGGUAUAGAAGCUGCUGCUCUGGGUGCUAGUGAGUCUGCUCUCUUUGAUAUUGCGCUUGCUGAGGCCUUGCACACCUUCACACUUGCCUCAGUUCUUGCACGUUCCUCCACUGUUCUCCCAUGUCCGGCGGUCACGUUUGGCUCACUGAUAGGUCUUCACAUCCCCUCGUUCUCUACCAACUUGGUGAGUACCGCCGUCCUUCAGGAUGCUGGGGUUAAAACCUUUACCCCUGGAGGACAACGUGUGACGAUCUGCACGUGUGCACGGACGGGCCGUCACUUGGCCACGUUCACCCGUUGGCCUGGGUCGAGCCUGUACACACUGACUACUGAGCCUCCUCAGGUUGCUGCGUCUGGUCAAGUGUCUGCGUCAGGUCAGCUGUCAGCCCCUUGUUCGUGUCGCCUCCUUUCGCACCAGACUGUCCUCUGGCACCACCAUCUUGGUCACCCCUCCCUACCACGCCUCCGUGGCAUGCACUCCCGCCUCCUUGUCUCUGGCCUUCCCAGGUCUCUGGCCCCCCUCCCGCACUCGCCUGCCCCGCCCUGCCUUCCUUGCGUCGAGGGGCGGCAGCGCACCGCUCCUCACUCCUCCUCGUUUCCCCCGAUGACUGCUCCCCUGCAGACUCUCCACAUGGACGUGUGGGGCCCAGCCCGCGUCAGUGGACAGGGCCGCGAGCGGUACUUUCUGCUGGUUGUUGACGAUUACUCGCGUUACAUCACGGUCUUCCCCUUGCGCAGCAAGGAGGAGGUCCCUCCGGUUUUGAUCCCUUGGAUCCGCACUGUUUGUCUCCAGCUCCACGAGCGGUUCCGCACGGACUUUCCCGUCUUGCGUCUGCACUCUGACAGAGGUGGCUCCCGUGCCUUUGUCCGCGAUACCACCGUGGACAAGCUCUCCUCUCGCGCUGUUCCCUGCGUCUUCCUUGGCUUUCCCCCUGACGUGCCUGGCUGGCAGUUUUACCACGUCACCUCGCGCCGUGUCUUCGCGUCCCAGGACGUCACCUUUGACGAGUCGGUUCCCUUCUACCAUCUCUUCCCCUACCGCACUGCCCCUCUUCCCCCCCCCGCUGCUCUUCCUCGCUCCAGGUCCCCCUCCGGUAGACCCCCUCCCCCCUCAAGGUUAUGCUCCUUCAGGUGUGUCUCAGAGCCUGAGGGUGCUGAGCCUGAGCGUGCGGAGCCUGGGGGUGCGAGCCUGGGGGUGCAGAGCCUGAGUGUGUGGAGCCUGGGGGUGCUGAGCCUGCGGGUGCGGAGCCUGGGGGUGUUGAGUCUGGAGGUGCUGGGCCUAGGGGUGCUGCGUCUUCACUACGGGAGCCUCUCUCACCAUAGCAGCUGCGUGAGUGGCUUGCUCGACGCUCCCGCCUUCGGAGUGGUGCUGCUGGAGCUGGAGGCGCCGGAACUGGAGGCUCUGGCGCUGGCGCUGUUGGUCCUGGAGGUGUUCGUACUGGAGGUACUGGAGCUGCCGGGGCUGGUGGUGCUGCUAAUCCUGGAGGAGCUGGAGGUCCCGCUGGAGCUGGAGGUACUGGAGGUACUAGAGCUACUAGUCCUGGAGGUCCUGCGGGUGCCUCGCCACCGCAGUCUAGUCGACGUGAGACUCUCUCACCACAGCAGCUACGUGAGUGGCUUGCUCGACGCUCCUGCCUUCGGAGUGGCGCUGCUGGAGCUGGGGGCGCCGGGGCAAGAGGCUCUGGAGCUGGAGCUGCUGGUCCUCGAGAUGGUGGCGCUGACGCUGGAGGCGCUGGAGCUGGAGGCGCUGGAGAUGGAGGCACUGGCACUGGAGGCGCUGGAGCUGGAGGUGCUGGAGCUGGACACACUGGCGCUGGAGACACUGGAGCCAGAGGCACUGGAGCUGGAGGCACUGGAGCUGGAGGUACUGGAGCCGUAG
Molecule: messenger RNA, 1983 nt
Organism: Closterium sp. Yama58-4
Lineage: Eukaryota; Viridiplantae; Streptophyta; Zygnematophyceae; Desmidiales; Closteriaceae
Source: the annotation of a GenBank genome assembly